Cryphonectria parasitica EP155 is the source of this 1802-nucleotide messenger RNA. RefSeq lists its product as uncharacterized. Gene Ontology annotation, biological process: regulation of actin filament polymerization. The transcript has 3 exons. Gene Ontology annotation, molecular function: protein binding. The record is from RefSeq and is a predicted model, not a curated record. Lineage: Eukaryota; Fungi; Ascomycota; Sordariomycetes; Diaporthales; Cryphonectriaceae. The coding region runs from base 861 to 1748 and encodes 295 amino acids.
UUUGACCCGACCCGAACCCACGGCCAAUCCAUCUCUCAAUCCCUCCCUCUCCCUUCUCUCCUACCAAAACAGCCACCUAACAACCCCGACACGACAAACAUUCCAUCUUGUCGAUAAUUGUUCACUCCUCCCUACCACUAUCUGAUCCAACGUCGACCGAUCAGGAUUCCUGCGCUGUCUGGUACCGCGAGGAAGAUUCCGCACUGUCUGUCGCUCGGGAGCCGACGUGACUGACUGCCAGGAGGGAACGGGACAAAGGGCACCGCACCGCUGAUCAUCUCGCAAGCGGGAUCAGAGACUCUUGGAGAUCGGCGGCUGUACGAAAGACAGGAAGGCAAAAGGGGACGGAGAAUACACGGCCAGCAAUCAUCACCAUUGUCAUCCCCGCCGCCGUUCCAACCACCAAACCUACCUUCCGUUCUCCACUCGACGACAGCCCGGUCCUCAAGGCAGCUGUGCAAUCGAUCGAGGCCUCCUCGAGUCAAUUCGCUCCUCUUUGUGCCGCUCCAAUUGUGUUCCCCUCCCUAUACAAUAAUCUCGCGGAGGCUUUUUACGAGUCCUCUUUUCCUCUCUCGUCAGAGCCACAUUCCACAGGGCGGCUUCGCCAGCCACCUCGACGCUAACCCGCUGCCCACCCAACCACCAACCACCAGCACCAUCAUUGCAUCACCGACCGACCGAGACACAACAUCGUUUGCAGCCAGGCCCAAUGCUGUAUUGACAUACUGUCUUCGCCAUCAACUUCGUUCUAAAACCUCUUUUGAGUCGCGCUGUCCGGAGGAUAGCCCGUUUCAUUCCCAACUCGACCACCGCUCCUUAUGCCGAAUUACGGUUCACUACACUCACCAUCCCUACGCAAAAUGGAGAACAACAGACAAUACGGGCGCCGCGGCGUCAGCAUGGGCAACAUAAUCGGUGAUCCAUUUGCCCUUGCGACAAUCUCCAUUUCAGCGCUGGCAUGGGUGAUAUCCUUUAUCGCUUCUAUCAUCGCUCAGAUCCAGUCAGGCUCGAGCUUCCCGACCUACACUUGGUGGACUGUCGUAUACUACUUUUUUGUCAUUGGUGGUAUCUUCAUCGUGAUCGCUUCCGAUACUACCCAGACCUAUCACGUCGCUGUGGUGGGCUAUCUCGCCUGUGGCCUGGUUCUCACCACGUCCUCGGUCAACAGCCUGGUCUACUCGGCCAACGGCGCAAAGGAAGCGGCCUCUGCAGGAUUUAUUCUGUUGUCUAUGGUGACAAUUGUCUGGAUCUUCUACUUCGGCUCUGCGCCUUCGGCUGUCCCACGCGCCUACCUGGACUCCUUCGCAUUGUCCAAGGACUCUCACAUGAUGAACCGCCAGACCAUGGGCACGUAUGGUGGCGGCCGUCCUGAGACCUCGACCUCUGUGCAGCCGCCGCAGAUGUACACCACAUCCGCCCAGCUCAACGGGUUCGAGAAUCCCUCUCCUGUUGCCGGUCUCUCUAGCGCACCUGGGACUCGCAAUAGCAUGGCAGCCAACGGCUUCGGCAGCUCUCAGGGCAACAAGCCAACAGGCAACCAGGAGGGCGAGAUUGUCCCUCCCACCGAGUACCCCUAUCGCGCGAAGGCCAUCUACAGCUAUGAGGCGAAUCCCGACGAUGCCAACGAGAUCUCGUUCUCGAAGCACGAGAUUCUUGAGGUUAGCGACGUCAGCGGUCGUUGGUGGCAAGCCCGCAAGGAGAAUGGCGAGACCGGUAUCGCACCCAGCAAUUACCUGAUCCUGCUAUAGGCGGUCGCUGUGAGAGACCCGUCCUGUUCAAGUGCCGCUCGUGGGGAUGACUUG